GCUGAUAAGAGAAAAUAAAUCUUGUGAAAUUAUUUAAUUAUAACUUAAUUAUUACGAAUACAAACGAAUUUUAGAGUACAAAUUACAUUAUGCAGAAAGUGCUGGGACACGUGCAAGCGCACGUUCUGCGCACCAGAGCCACAAAUGUAGCCGCGUGUGUUGUGCGGCAUGAAGCCACAACGGCUGCGGCCGCACAACCAGCAGUAAAAUUCGCUGCAACAUCCAAAGAGUUCCGCGAGCGCCAGGUGCGUUUCAACAUCAAAAACGAGCAGACAAAGGGUCGGCCCUUGUAUCUGGAUGCGCAGGCCACAACACCGAUGGACCCACGUGUGCUGGAUGCCAUGUUGCCCUAUCUGACCAACUACUAUGGCAAUCCCCACUCUCGCACGCACGCCUAUGGCUGGGAAUCGGAGACAGCUGUGGAGAAGGCACGCGAGCAAAUUGCCAACCUGAUUGGUGCCGAGGCAAAGGAGAUUAUAUUCACAUCAGGUGCCACAGAGUCCAAUAACAUUGCCGUCAAGGGUGUGGCGCGGUUCUAUGGCACCAAGAAGAAGCAUGUCAUCACCACACAGACGGAGCACAAGUGCGUCCUGGACUCCUGUCGCGCACUCGAAAACGAGGGCUUCACAGUCACCUACCUGCCGGUGCAGACCAAUGGCAUCAUCGAUCUGAAGCAGCUGGAGGAGGCCUUCACGCCAGAGACAUCCCUGGUGUCGAUUAUGACUGUGAACAAUGAGAUUGGCGUGAGGCAACCCGUCGAGGAAAUUGGCAGGCUCUGCAAGUCCCGCAAAAUAUUUUUCCACACAGAUGCGGCCCAGGCAGUGGGCAAGAUUCCGCUGGACGUGAAUGCCAUGAACAUUGACCUGAUGUCCAUAUCGGGCCACAAGAUAUACGGUCCCAAGGGUGUGGGUGCCCUGUACGUGCGUCGCAGGCCGCGAGUGCGUUUGGAGCCCAUUCAGAGUGGCGGCGGACAGGAGCGUGGCCUUAGGAGCGGCACUGUGCCAGCACCCUUGGCCGUGGGCCUGGGAGCAGCUGCCGAGUUGUCACAGCAGGAGAUGGAAUAUGACAAGAAAUGGAUAGACUUUCUAUCCAACCGUUUGGUGGAACGAAUUUCCAGUACCCUAAGCCAUGUCAUCCGCAACGGGGAUCCGGUGGCCACAUACAAUGGCUGCUUGAAUUUAUCGUUUGCCUACGUUGAGGGAGAGUCUCUGCUGAUGGCCCUGAAAGAUGUGGCAUUGAGCAGUGGCUCUGCUUGCACAUCGGCCUCCCUGGAGCCAUCGUAUGUGCUGCGUGCCAUUGGCACCGAUGAGGAUUUGGCCCACAGCUCCAUUCGGUUUGGCAUUGGCCGCUUCACGACCGUCGAAGAGGUCGACUACACAGCGGACAAGUGCAUCAAGCAUGUGGAGAGGCUGCGCGAGAUGUCGCCGCUCUGGGAAAUGGUCCAAGAGGGCAUAGAUCUGAAGACCAUACAAUGGUCCCAGCACUAAGCUGGAGCGAAAACGAUAUCCAAUAUUUUAGCCGUUACUGUUACAAUACCCAAUACAAUAAUUAUAAAACCACAAAAAAUAAAUUAGUUGCAGCGCCUUUGGGGAAAAA
Drosophila subobscura is the source of this 1596-nucleotide messenger RNA. It is a transcript of the gene Nfs1, whose product is annotated as cysteine desulfurase, mitochondrial. Gene Ontology annotation, cellular component: mitochondrion; cytosol; nucleus. The record is from RefSeq and is a predicted model, not a curated record. Gene Ontology annotation, biological process: [2Fe-2S] cluster assembly. The transcript is spliced from 2 exons. Bases 90 to 1487 code for a protein of 465 amino acids. NCBI's taxonomy places the organism in Eukaryota, Metazoa, Arthropoda, Insecta, Diptera, Drosophilidae. Gene Ontology annotation, molecular function: cysteine desulfurase activity; pyridoxal phosphate binding.